AUGUUACUACUCCCACCUACUCAUACACUUGACGCAAGCAGCAAUCUGACUGUAACAGAUAGGAAAAGUCUAAAAAAGUUGAAACAAAAACUGAUGAUACGCCUGAGCGAGCUUCAGCCCUUCGGAGAUCCUAUCACGACUUAUCCCACCCCAACAAGUGACCAGGCACAGUAUUUGACACCGCAUGAGCCUGAGGCCGCUUUUUUCCCAGAGAGACUCCGUGCAUCAAGUUCGGCACAAUCAUGCCCGCUGAAUGGGUCAAGCGGAUCGGAAAUGGCUUCCGAAGACCACGGCGACAUGAGUUUCGACAGUUCAUCUGAAGACUCGAGUGAGGAUGAGACAGGGGACGAAAUGUCAGAGUACAAGGUCCUAGAGAACAAAGGCCCCGAGGAGGAAAAUGGGACAGGAGACGACAGUUCCAGUCAACAGACGAAAAAUGACUCUAAUAAUGGAGGCAAGGCCGCACUAGCUGGUGACAUGGCUGUUCCAUUAAAUUCUUUGCCCUCGAGAACUUCGUCUUCGAUGUCUCGAACAGGAGAAGAUGAAGCUAUUAUGUCAACAUCUCAUGUUUCUCUGCCAGAAGGCGUUGAAAAAGCCGUCUCAGUGAGCCCCAUGCACUUGAAGGAUCUAUCGUCAAUCUCUGGGAAUGCCGUUCCGAUGGACCCUAGGUCCUCGCAAAAAGCCCCCGAGCUGGAUAUGCGCAUAUCACACCCGAGAUGUCCCCCGCGGGAAGGAUGCAAUACGCUCUUUGAGAAUGAGAAUUUACGUCCCCGUGCAUAUAAACGGCGGCAAUCGAUCAAUAUAUCGGAAGCACGGAGAAGGCCGCGAAGGUCCGAUCACAAGUCCGACCAUCAAGAGAGAUCGGUGGCUGCUGCGUGGAUGAAAGCUCAUUUACACGAAAACUGGAACCAAUCGAGAUUCGUCAGAGAAUAUCGCGCUAAUUUUGGCCGAAGCCGAACUUAUAUAACCCUGAAGAGAUGGAUGGACGAGGAAGAGGGCUCUCAAGCGAAGAACCGUAUUGUGGUAUUGAAAGUUCCGGUUGCAUGUCUGCGUGAGACAUUAUCGAAUGACAAUUCUUCGUCGCCAGCCCCGGGUCUUUCGAAUGGUAAGCUGUGUGUGCCAUCAACCUUUCAGAACGGGGCCCCCGAGAAGCCAAAAAGUCGCUGGGACGUAGCCCCUAUCAAGAUAGAAAGUGGUCUUCCGAACUUGCUAGACUGA
Messenger RNA from Penicillium roqueforti, 1218 nucleotides. RefSeq lists its product as uncharacterized. The record is from RefSeq and is a predicted model, not a curated record. Lineage: Eukaryota; Fungi; Ascomycota; Eurotiomycetes; Eurotiales; Aspergillaceae. Bases 1 to 1218 code for a protein of 405 amino acids. The transcript has a single exon.